Sturnus vulgaris (Common starling) is the source of this 3847-nucleotide messenger RNA. It is a transcript of the gene EPHA6, whose product is annotated as EPH receptor A6. The record is from RefSeq and is a predicted model, not a curated record. Gene Ontology annotation, biological process: axon guidance; ephrin receptor signaling pathway; protein phosphorylation. Gene Ontology annotation, molecular function: transmembrane-ephrin receptor activity; ATP binding; protein binding. Gene Ontology annotation, cellular component: dendrite; plasma membrane. NCBI's taxonomy places the organism in Eukaryota, Metazoa, Chordata, Aves, Passeriformes, Sturnidae.
AUGGGGUGUAGUGAGGUGAGGGCAUUGCUCUGGAGAGUCGGCCUCUUCCUCCCCCUGCUGACAGCGCGCCCCUCCGCCGCCGGGCACGUCGCCAGCAACCACGUUGUGUUACUUGAUACUACAACUGCCCUUGGAGAACUAGGAUGGAAAACAUUUCCUUUAAAUGGGUGGGAUGCCAUCACUGAAAUGGAUGAACACAACCGUCCCAUUCACACCUACCAGGUGUGCAAUGUGAUGGAACCCAACCAGAACAACUGGCUGCAAACCAACUGGGUGUCCCGCGACGCCGCGCAGAAAAUCUACGUGGAGAUGAAGUUCACCCUGAGGGACUGCAACAGCAUUCCCUGGGUGCUGGGGACCUGCAAGGAAACCUUCAAUCUCUACUACAUGGAGUCAGAUGAGCCCCAUGGAGUAAAAUUCAAGCCAAACCAGUACACUAAAAUCGAUACCAUAGCUGCCGAUGAGAGCUUUACCCAGAUGGACUUGGGCGACCGAAUCCUCAAGCUCAACACGGAAGUUCGCGAAGUGGGGCCGAUCAGCAAGAAGGGAUUUUAUCUCGCUUUUCAGGACAUUGGAGCGUGCAUUGCCUUGGUGUCAGUCCGUGUCUAUUACAAGAAGUGCCCUUUCACAGUCCGGAAUUUGGCCAUGUUUCCUGACACCAUCCCAAGGGUGGAUUCUUCCUCCUUGGUGGAGGUCCGGGGUUCCUGCGUGAAGAGCGCCGAGGAACGGGACACCCCAAAAUUGUAUUGUGGGGCAGAUGGGGAUUGGCUGGUGCCUCUGGGACGAUGCAUCUGCACUGUGGGAUAUGAAGAGCUGGAUGGUUCCUGCCAUGCCUGCAGGCCUGGAUUCUAUAAAGCAUUUGCUGGAAAUGUGAAGUGCUCCAAGUGCCCUCCACACAGUUUGACUCACACAGAAGCAACUUCUGUCUGUCAGUGUGAGAAAGGUUAUUUCAGAGCUGAGAAGGACCCACCAACUAUGGCAUGUACCCGGCCACCUUCUGCUCCGAGGAACGUGGUUUUCAACAUCAACGAGACGGCUCUGAUGCUGGAGUGGAGCCCCCCGAGCGACACGGGCGGGAGGAAGGACCUCACCUACAGCGUGGUGUGUAAGAAGUGCGGCUCGGACGCCAGCCAGUGCGAGAUGUGCGGCGGCGGCAUCCGCUUCAUCCCCCGCCACACGGGGCUCAUCAACUCCUCCGUCACCGUGCUCGACUUCGUGUCCCACGUCAACUACACCUUCGAGAUCGAGGCCACCAACGGCGUCUCGGAGCUCAGCUUCUCCCCCAAGCAGUUCACAGCCAUCACGGUCACCACAGACCAGGACGCACCCACCUUGAUAGGUAUGGUCAGGAAGGACUGGGCUUCCCAAAACAGCAUUGCCCUCUCCUGGCAAGAGCCGGACUUUCCCCAUGGAGCAAUUCUGGACUACGAGAUCAAGUACUAUGAGAAAGAGCAUGAGCAGCUCAGCUAUUCCUCCACAAGGUCCAAGGCUCCAAGUGUUAUCAUCACAGGUCUCAAGCCAGCCACCAAGUAUAUAUUUCAUAUCAGAGUCAGGACGGCAGCAGGAUACAGCGGAUAUAGCCAGAAGUUUGAAUUUGAAACUGGAGAUGAAACUUCUGAUAUGGCUGCAGAGCAGGGACAGAUUCUUGUAAUUGCCACUGCUGCUGUUGGUGGAUUCACUCUCCUGGUCAUCCUCACUUUGUUCUUCCUCAUCACUGGCAGAUGCCAGUGGUACAUAAAGGCCAAAAUGAAAUCUGAGGAGAAAAGAAGGGCUCAUUUGCAAAAUGGACACUUACAUUUCCCAGGACUCAAAACCUACAUAGAUCCAGACACAUAUGAAGACCCAUCUCUUGCUGUCCAUGAGUUUGCCAAGGAGAUUGAUCCUUCAAGAAUUCGUAUUGAAAAAGUCAUUGGGGCAGGGGAGUUUGGAGAAGUAUGCAGUGGGCGUCUGAAGACACCAGGAAAAAGAGAGAUCCCUGUUGCCAUAAAAACUCUAAAGGGUGGCUACAUGGACAGGCAGAGGAGAGAUUUCCUGAGGGAGGCGAGUAUCAUGGGACAGUUUGAUCACCCAAAUAUCAUUCGCCUUGAAGGAGUUGUUACAAAAAGAUCCUUUCCGACCAUUGGGGUGAAGUCUCUUUCGAGAUUCCUGAGGGCGGGAUUUUUAAAUAGCAUCCUGGCCUCACAUCCAGUGGCAGGGGGUGGAUCUUUACCCCCCAGCAUUUCCUCUGGCAGACCAGUAAUGAUUGUAGUUGAAUACAUGGAGAACGGAUCCCUUGACUCCUUCCUGCGGAAGCACGAUGGGCACUUCACAGUGAUCCAGCUGGUUGGAAUGCUGCGGGGAAUUGCCUCUGGCAUGAAAUACCUGUCGGACAUGGGCUACGUGCACCGGGACCUGGCAGCACGGAACAUCCUGGUUAACAGCAACCUCAUGUGCAAAGUCUCCGAUUUUGGCUUGUCACGGGUGCUGGAGGAUGACCCCGAAGCUGCCUACACCACAAGUGGUGGGAAGAUCCCCAUCAGGUGGACGGCUCCCGAAGCCAUCGCCUACAGGAAGUUCUCCUCCGCCAGCGACGCCUGGAGCUACGGAAUUGUCAUGUGGGAGGUGAUGUCCUACGGAGAGAGGCCCUACUGGGAGAUGUCCAACCAGGAUGUUAUACUGUCCAUUGAAGAGGGCUACAGGCUUCCAGCUCCCAUGGGCUGCCCAGCUUCUCUUCACCAGCUCAUGCUUCACUGCUGGCAGAAGGAGAGGAACCACCGUCCCAAAUUCAGUGACAUUGUCAACUUCCUGGACAAGCUGAUCCGCAACCCCAGCACCCUUCAUACCCUAGUGGAGGAUGUACUUGUAAUGCCAGAUUCACCUGGUGAAGUUCCAGAAUAUCCUUUGUUUGUUUCAGUCAGUGACUGGCUGGAUUCCAUAAAAAUGGGUCAGUAUAAAAAUAACUUCAUGGCAGCAGGUUUCACAACUUUGGAUAUGGUUUCAAGAAUGACUAUUGAUGACAUUAGAAGAAUUGGAGUUUCACUCAUUGGACACCAGAGACGAAUAGUCAGCAGUUUACAGACUUUGCGGUUACACAUGAUGCACAUACAGGAGAAAGGAUUUCAUGUAUGAAAGUAAUAGAAGCAACUGUGUUUUGUGCCUCAGCAUUUCUAAAAAUGGAAAAAUAUUCUCAUUCUUCCCUCCUGCUCUUCCCAACUUCAAGAACUGCAGUCUCCAGUUCAGACUAUACGAGUACUUCUAUGUUAAUGCUUCCAAACCGGAAUUUUUAAUCACACUGCACAGCUCCUCCACCAGUUCUCUGCCGAUAAAAUCCUGGCCUACUGCAAGACUCUUGCUACACAUUGAUGAAUAACUCAGCAUGGAUGUGUAACUUUGUAUAACAGUAUUUGGGAAACUUUCAUGGACUUACUUGAAAGUAGUAAUCUAUUUGGCCUGGUGUGGCUUCUUUAUCGAUGUAUUUAGAAUUUGCUGGUAGAUCAAAAAGUAUUUGACUUCUUUCAUGUUAUGUGACCAUGUAACUUCCAACACCAGAUGUGCAAUCAAAAAGAAGUUUAACAUAAAUAUUUAUUUUAUUUCUUAAUUAAAUGCAAAUGUAUGUGUCCUAUCAUUAUAUUACUUUCUAAUAGUUUGAAUGCUGGUAAGCUGGUGCCUCAAAACAUUAGUAUUGUUUGCAGAAACGACUGAUGAUUUUAUGUAGCCAGUUUUCAUUGUGUGAAUAAUUGGAAGCAUAGUGAGAGUAAUCUGUUUGAAAUCUUAAGGAAGGUUCUUGAUUUUCAAUUACUUUAGCACUCGACACUUUUUAUGCUUUAAAUUUUAGAUUAGGAUGGAAAACUUUUUUAUCCUUGGGAUU